AUGCACGAUCGCAAUCGACAUCGGCCAGUUGGUCCAGCCUUACCUCCCCAGCACAGCAUUGCUAGAGCACAGCCACCACACCACACAGCCCUCCAAUCCGUCGUCAACGAGAUUGCAGUCCAACUGUCCAACAGUGGGAAUUGGGGCGAGAUGUGCGCACCCUCGCCACCUGACACACCUCUCCACCUCAAGUCUAGGCGACACAUCAGUGUGGUGCUGCACGUCCCACAUCCACUGCUUCGCAGUGUUGUUCCACUCCAUCCAACCUCACACCACCUCACCUCUAGGCUGACACGACACCCACACUAUUGUGCUCCUCGCUUGAUCGUGACGCUUUGUGCAGGAGGCAGUCUGUCCGAUUGCAGAUUGCAGUAUCAACUCAUUCCUCACACAACACCUCAACUCCACCACUCCACAUCCCCCAAUGCCCACCCCAUACCUGAUCGCAAUCACGGCCUCCUCUCUUCACCGGACUCCGACCCCACUGCGUCUUCGCCUCACCUCAACUCCGGCAACACUGCUAAUCCACCACAUUUGACAUCAAGAAUUGCGUCUUGUGUGGAUGCAUGUGUGCUUGAGUUGGCAUGA
Hydatigera taeniaeformis is the source of this 588-nucleotide messenger RNA. Lineage: Eukaryota; Metazoa; Platyhelminthes; Cestoda; Cyclophyllidea; Taeniidae. The record is from the annotation of a GenBank genome assembly.